AUGUUGCAAACAUAUAUACAGCAGCCGCCGCCGCCGCCGCCGCCGGACGUCCGGCGCGGGAUCGCGGUCGCCGUGGUGGAGAGGUACCCCGUGCCUCCGGACGAUGUCAUCGAGGACAUCUUCGCGUGGCUACCGGCCAAGGCCGUGUGCAGGUUCCGUUGCCUCUCUCGCACAUGGGCAGCUAGGCUUGUGUCGGACGACUUUGCCGACCGCCACUUUCUGGUAGCCAACGGUCAUGGCGGCCCGAGGAUUCUCUUGAUGGAAAAAUCAAACUCAUAUGACAAAUGUGAGAAACUACAGAGGUGGUCACCGGAGAAUCCUCGGGGCUCGACCUUGGUACCCUUAUGUCAUAGCGUUCAGGGUCAUGUCAUGGAUAUCUUCAUCUCAAUGCCCGUCACGCAGCAGUGCCGCGGUCUCUUCAUCGUCCAAGCCAAGACACCAAGGGCAUAUUGGGUGCUUAAUCCAUCCACGGGACAAAUAGCGGAGCUCCCGAAGAGCCCUGCCAUGGACCGUGGCAAACACACGCGCCUAGGUCUUGCCUACGAUUCAAGCACGAGGAAGCACAUAGUCGUGUGCAUCUUCUAUUGUGGCCAUCCUGGGAGGAACCCCGGAUUUAAUGGGUGUGAGGUCUACGUGAUCAACUCCACCGCAAGGCAAUGGCGGUCAGUGGAUGGUUGUAGUCAUGAGAAACAGAUGAGUUGGAUCCACGGGAAUAAAGAAAGCGUUUUUGCUCAAAGGCAUGUCCAUUGGUUAGCUCAACGCAAGUAUUCCUCCUACUGGGAAGAGACAUUUGUCUUCUCCUUCUCCCUUGAAGACGAGACGUUUCGAACCAUGCCUUUGCCACCACUUGAGAUAGGGAGAAAUCGUCGUUAUCAACGUUUGACAGCACUCUGUGGACAAUUGUGCCUCUUCUCCACCGAUCUGGACAACGGCUUUAUGUGCGCCCGUCGGUAUGAUGUUUGGCUUUUACGUAUGCAUGAUACGUGUGCUUGGGAUUUGCACCGUCGAAUUGAUGUGGACACGUUGCCACCAAAGGUUGCCAGCUUCAUGCGUUACGGGCACCAAAUCAACAUGCUUGGUAACACUGAUGAAGGUCGUGACAUCAUUCUUUUACGAUUGGCACCCUGGUCUAAACCAAGCUUCACAUUGUGCUCAUAUGACCCCGUGACCAACGAUAUGGAGAUCCUCACCGAGGAUGGUGGCUUGGUAUCUAAUAGAAAUAUGAUAUCCGGACAUGCUGCAUUGUACGAGGAUAGCAUCGCAUCCCCUGGUCAACCCCUAACUACAUUUGUCGGCCAUUGUGGCCCGUCUGGCAGAGGCAAUAAAGCUAGGAAGGCCGCACACGUUGGAGUAGCAAGACCAUCUAGGCCCAUGCGCAAGAAGAGACCACCUGGUUGGCUCGCCAAUGGAGAUUGGGCCCAAUGA
This is a messenger RNA of Lolium perenne, 1425 nucleotides long. Its product is annotated as putative F-box protein At3g10240. Gene Ontology annotation, molecular function: protein binding. The record is from RefSeq and is a predicted model, not a curated record. Lineage: Eukaryota; Viridiplantae; Streptophyta; Magnoliopsida; Poales; Poaceae.